Mus musculus (house mouse) is the source of this 2409-nucleotide messenger RNA. RefSeq names its product transmembrane protein 69 (gene Tmem69). The record is from RefSeq and is marked validated. Lineage: Eukaryota; Metazoa; Chordata; Mammalia; Rodentia; Muridae. The transcript is spliced from 3 exons. Gene Ontology annotation, cellular component: membrane. Bases 166 to 903 code for a protein of 245 amino acids.
AGUUGCCGGAAGUGUUGUUUCGGUGUUUCUGGUUGAAUUUGUUCAACUUUUGCGCCGUGUGAUGGUGGCAAGGCGUUGCUUCAAAUUCAGCCAUCCCCCUCAACUAUAAAAAUAUAUGAAUCGGAAUUGCAUUUUCCCUGGACAAAACCCUGAGCAGAAACCAGAAUGCUACACUUCAUCCAGAAAGUUUCUGGAGCAUCUUCAAAGAUGCUGAAGAACCCUUUUACAGUGAGACUUGGAGCUGGCAGAAUAGACAUACUUUCUCUCAAGACAUGUCUACUGCAGAACUUUUCCUCUUUGCCUCCAAGAACUUGGCUUUCCCCAUCAUUUCAAGUGUGUAUGAGGAAGAUACAAUGCUAUCAUGUGUCACCAUGCAACUUUAAAAAGCAGAAGGCAGUCCUUCCUCCAAAGAAACGAAGCACCAUCACUUACCUACUCGAUAGCCCAAAGCCAGCUUUAUAUAUAACUCUGGCGGGGUUAAUCCCCUUUACUGCUCCCCCACUUCUCAUGGUAAUAACAAAGUCUUAUAUCCCCGUCCUAGCUUUCACUCAGAUGGCUUAUGGAGCCGGUUUCCUAGCUUUCUUGGGAGGGAUCAGAUGGGGUUUUGUUCUGCCAGAAAGUAGUCCAGCCAAACCAGACUACAUUAAUUUAGCUAGCAGUAUGAGUCCUAUUCUGUUUUCAUGGGCAGCCAUCCUAUUUUCUGAAAGACUCAAUGAAGCCAUAGUCACAUUAAUAAUAGGUUUAGGGAUAGCAUUACACAAUGAACUUUUCCUCUUACCACAUUAUCCCAACUGGUUCAAAGCCUUAAGGAUUGUAAGUACUUUAGUGGCUUUUAUCUCAUUUGUAGUCACUUUAAUACUUGAAAAUAUUUAUCCAGAAAAAGGGCCCAAGAGACCCGAUUAAAUAGAAAUAUAAAAAUACUUUCUUGGUAUUAUUUACAGUGUCUGUGGAGGCCAGAAGACUGUUGAAUCCCCUGAAGCUAGCUUUUUUUUUUUGUUUUGUUUUGAAGAAAUAUUUGUUUAUUUUAUAUGAGUACACUGUAGCUGUCUUCAAACACACCAGAGGUGGGCAUCAGAUGCCCAUUGCAGAUGGUUGUGAGCCACCAUGUGGUUGCUGGGAAUUGAACUCAGGACCUCUGGAAGAGCAGUCAGUGCUCUUAACCACUGAGCCAUCUCUCCAGAGACCCCUGGAGCUAGCUUUACAGACAGUUCUGAGCUACUCAAUAUCUAGGCUGGGAGCUAAACUUGGGUCUAGAGCAGUACAUAGUCUUGAGCAUUGAGCCUGUAUCUCUUAUCCUGUAAAGCUGCAUUUUAGCAUCACAAUUAUGUUCCUCCUUUGGCUCCUUCCUCCCCACCCCCACCCCCCCACAGGUAGGAAUUUAUUCUUCAUACAUAGUUUUUGUUUUUGUUUUCUAAAGAGUAUUUCUUUUAGCCAGAUGGCGGUAGUACACACCUUUUAUCCUAGAAGAAAGGAGGCAGAGGCAGGUGGAUCUCUGAGUUCGAGGCCAGCCUGGUCUAUAAAGAGAGUUUCAGGAGAGCCAAGGCUACACAGAGAAACCCUGUCUCAAAAAGUUACAGAUAUCCACCUGCCUUUGCCUCCUGAGUGUUGGGAUUAUAAAAAUUAUUUCAGGGCUGGUGAGAUGGCUCAGUGGGUAAGAGCACCCGACUGCUCUUCCGAAGGUCCAGAGUUCAAAUCCCAGCAACCACAUGGUGGCUCACAACCAUCUGUAACGAGAUCUGAUUCCCUCUUCUGGAGUGUCUGAAGACAGCUACAAUGUACUUACAUAUAAUAAAUAAAUAAAUCUUUAAAAAAAAAAAAUUAUUUCAAAGUAACUUAUUUUGAAAAAUGUCCUAAUCCUUAUUAUGUCAUAUAAGGUUAGUUUACAUUUUUGUGUGUCUGUGAAUUGUAUAGUCAUGUACCUAAACAUUUCAGUGUUUUGAUUAUACUGAGAAAAGUAAAAGAUGAAAAAUCCUGUAUUAGAAUCUAGCAAUCAUGAAGUCAUAUUUCAUGAAAAGAAUCCUACUUGUGGUUUGAAGAGAUUUGGCUCCCAUAGACUCAUGUGUUUGAAUCUGUUUGGCCCAGAGAGUGGCACUAUUAGAUGUGUGGCCUUGUUGGAGGAUGUGUCACUGUGGGGGUAGGCUUUGAGACCCUCCUCCUAGCUGCCCUGAAGACAGUCUUCUCCUGGUUGCCUUUGGUACAAGAUGUAGGACUCUCAGCAGUGCCAGUGCUGCCAUGCUCCUGCCUUGAUGAUAAUGAACUGAACCUCUGAACCUGUAAGCCAGCCCCAAUUAAAUGUUGUCCUUUAUAAGAGUUGCCUUGGUCAUGGUGUCUCCUCACAGCGAUGGGAAUCUAAGGCACUACUAAGAACCUUAAAAAUAAAAGUAUUGCUGUCAAGUUUUUUUAGCACUU